CGGCCGCCUUUCCUCCAUGCGGCAGUAAGAAGAGAACAACUUCCUCUGGAGUUCACCCUACACAGCCCGAUUAAUAUCUCAUUAAAUGACGGCCAAAAGAUGAAGUUGCCUUUUUUGACGGGUACCAGUGGGCUCUAGCGAGUUGCUGGAGGGUGGUAGGGACGUGAACGGGCGGCUAAGAACCCAUAAAACAAAAACACGAAUAAUAAUGCCUCUCAGGGUUGGCGGUGGAGAUGCCCGGGUAGCAGCGAGCGUCUUUCUCCCGCUCGUCGCUUCGCUCUUCUUCGUGUUGCUGGUUGGAGUCGCGGCGAUUCCCGAGGAAUCGAACGCUGUCAAGGAACAGGCUCCCAUUGAGAAAAAAACAAGUGUCCCUCCCCUGGUGUCCGUGGUGAAAGAAAAUGACCACAGCCAAGGGAACUUGGGAUUCAUCCACGCCUUCGUGGCCGCCAUUUCUGUCAUCAUUGUAUCGGAGCUGGGCGACAAGACCUUCUUUAUCGCUGCCAUUAUGGCCAUGCGAUACAACCGGCUCACUGUGCUGGCCGGUGCCAUGCUGGCUCUGGGGCUCAUGACCUGUUUGUCUGUGCUGUUUGGCUACGCCACCACCAUCAUCCCCAGAAUGUACACCUACUACGUGUCCACUGGCCUCUUUGCUAUCUUCGGUGUGCGCAUGCUGCGCGAGGGCCUGAAGAUGAGUCCCGACGAGGGCCAGGAGGAGCUGGAGGAGGUGCAGGCUGAGAUCAAGAAAAAGGACGAAGAGCUGCAACGUUCCAAAAUGGCCAACGGCAUGGCGGACCUGGAGGCGGGCUCCGGCUCAACUUUGCCGCCACCGUCAUCCAGGUGGCACAGUGUCAUCUCGCCCAUCUUCCUCCAGGCGCUCACCCUCACCUUCCUUGCAGAGUGGGGCGACCGCUCCCAGCUCACCACCAUCAUCCUGGCUGCCCGCGAGGAUCCAUUUGGCGUGGCUGUGGGGGGCACGCUGGGUCACUGCUUGUGUACAGGCCUUGCUGUAAUAGGCGGCCGGAUGAUUGCCCAGAAAAUAUCCGUCAGAACAGUCACAAUCAUCGGCGGGAUCGUCUUCCUGGCGUUUGCCUUCUCCGCACUCUUCAUCAAGCCCGACGCUGGACCGUGAGAGCGCCACUGAAAGAAGUGUACAUACCGUAACCAGUACUCGCUGUAGACAUUGUACAGUGUUGACCGAAAAAGCCGAGUCCCCUCCACUGCAGCCUUCUAGCUCCGAGGUAUUCUGGAAGAUGUAGUCCGAAGUAGACGGACGUUACUGAACUUGAAGACAGCAGUCGUUUGCUUCACAGCUUUUUUUGUGUUGAUUUUUUUAAAAAGAAAAAAGUGUUACUCAAUGGUGUCAGUAGAUUCGUUGAUCUUUUAAUUCAGGAACACAUUUAAUCAAUUUACUUUUUUCUGCUGUAUUGGGGCAUAAAUCACUCCAAUGUUUUUUCAUCCACCUUCUAUUUAUUUAGUUUCAUCUUCUUUUCAGAAAGUGUUGAGCAAAGCGGUGGCCAGGGAAUAUUUUUGUAAAUGUUUGACAAGUGAACAGUGAAAUGUGUAACAUGUCGCAAUAAAUGCAUUUGAUUCAAA
Molecule: messenger RNA, 1593 nt
Organism: Syngnathus typhle (broad-nosed pipefish)
Lineage: Eukaryota; Metazoa; Chordata; Actinopteri; Syngnathiformes; Syngnathidae
Gene: tmem165
Product: transmembrane protein 165
Exons: 6
Coding region: 209-1129 (306 amino acids)
Biological process (GO): calcium ion transmembrane transport; Golgi calcium ion transport; manganese ion transmembrane transport
Cellular component (GO): Golgi apparatus
Molecular function (GO): manganese ion transmembrane transporter activity; calcium ion transmembrane transporter activity
Source: RefSeq, a predicted model, not a curated record